AUGGUGAUUUCCUCGCCCGAAUCCGUCCUCGAGGGCAAGUACCCCGCCAAGGCCCACGCGAGACGUGUCGUCGACCACAUCCGUGGAAAACUCCCCGACGCCACAGGAGUUCUCUACGUCGAAGGCCGCAUGACGAAGCUCCUCGAGGAUAACGACGAGCCCGAACACUUUCGCCAACGGCGCUUCUUCUACUACCUAACCGGCUGCGAGCUCGCCGACUGCUACUUCCUCUACGACAUCGCGUCCGACAAGUCCACGCUCUUCAUCCCCCAUCAACCCGGACAGCGUCAUCUGGAGCGGCCUCCCGUCAGCCCGGCCGAGGCCCUCGCCAAGUACGACGUCGACGAUGUCAAGUUCACCACCGACGUCUCGGACCACAUCACCUUUCUCGGCUUCGACAACAAGAACUUUGGCGCCCUCAAGGAGGCCGUCGAGGUGUGUCGCGUGGUCAAGGACGACUACGAGCUCGCCCUCAUGCAAAAGGCUAACAAUAUCUCCGCCGUCGGCCACAAGCUCGUGCUCGAGAGGGUGAGGGCCGCCAAGAACGAGCAGGAGCUCCAGGCUGCUUUUCUCGCUGCUAGCGUGAGCCAGGGUGCCAAGAACCAGUCGUACAGCUCCAUCGUCGCCUCUGGGCGGGCCGCGGCCACUCUCCACUACGUCCGCAACGACUUGCCCCUGGAGGGAAAGCUGAACCUGCUGCUCGAUGCCGGUGCUGAGUGGAGCUGCUACGCUUCCGACAUUACCCGCACAUUCCCCAUCUCCGGCAAGUUCUCCAAGGAAUCGCGCGAAAUCUACGACAUCGUCCUGCGGAUGCAGGAAGAGUGCAUCGCCAUGCUCAAGGACGGCGUGCUCUGGGACGACGUACACUACCGCGCGCACGAAGUCGCCGUCGAGGGUCUCUUGGCCCUCGGGAUCCUCAAGGGCGAUAAGAAGGCCAUCCUCGACGCGAGGACGAGCGUGGCCUUCUUCCCGCACGGUUUGGGUCACUACCUGGGCAUGGACACGCACGACACGGGCGGCAACCCCAACUACGAGGACAAGGACACCAUGUUUAGGUACCUGCGUGUGCGAGGCAGACUUCCCGCCGGAUCGGUCAUCACCGUGGAGCCUGGCAUUUACUUUUGCAACUUCAUCAUCGAGCCGUAUCUCAAAGACUCCGUUCACUCGCAGUAUAUCGAUGCCGCCGUGCUGGAGCGAUACUGGGACGUUGGCGGUGUGAGGAUCGAGGAUAACCUCAUCAUCACGUCCUCGGGCGCGGAGAACAUGACGACGGCUAUCAAGGACGCCGACGAAUUGAAAAGGUCAUCAGCGCGCAAUAAACGCGCGCCUGUGAGCUCAAUCGAUUCACCCGAAACCCUGUGGAUUCCGGAGGUAAUAAAGAGGAACACCGCGCGAGGGCUGCAGGUCCUCCGACCUCAGGAAUGA
Parascedosporium putredinis is the source of this 1425-nucleotide messenger RNA. The record is from the annotation of a GenBank genome assembly. NCBI's taxonomy places the organism in Eukaryota, Fungi, Ascomycota, Sordariomycetes, Microascales, Microascaceae.